Molecule: messenger RNA, 527 nt
Organism: Bombina bombina (fire-bellied toad)
Lineage: Eukaryota; Metazoa; Chordata; Amphibia; Anura; Bombinatoridae
Gene: RPL35
Product: ribosomal protein L35
Exons: 4
Coding region: 122-493 (123 amino acids)
Biological process (GO): translation; maturation of LSU-rRNA from tricistronic rRNA transcript (SSU-rRNA, 5.8S rRNA, LSU-rRNA)
Cellular component (GO): ribosome; cytosolic large ribosomal subunit
Molecular function (GO): structural constituent of ribosome; mRNA binding
Source: RefSeq, a predicted model, not a curated record
CACUGCCCCAGUUAGAGAGUGUCCAUCUCCCCCCCGCACUCGCUACAUUGGUACUGCCCGUGCCCCGGAAGAAGAGUUCUUUCGCUCCUCCCAUCCCUUUCCCUGUCAGGCGGCUUACACCAUGGCAAAAAUCAAGGCCCGAGAUCUGCGUGGUAAGAAAAAGGAAGAGUUGCUGAAGCAGCUGGAUGACCUAAAGGUGGAACUUUCCCAGCUGCGUGUCGCUAAGGUGACAGGAGGAGCUGCUUCCAAGCUGUCCAAAAUCCGUGUUGUUCGCAAAUCUAUUGCCAGAGUUCUGACUGUGAUCAACCAGACCCAGAAAGAAAAUCUGAGGAAGUUCUACAAAGGCAAGAAGUACAAGCCUUUGGAUCUGAGGCCAAAGAAGACAAGGGCACUCAGGCGUCGGCUGAACAAGCACGAGGAGAGUCUGAGGACAAAGAAACAGCAGAGGAAAGAUCGCUUGUACGCCAUGCGCAAAUUUGCUGUCAAAGCAUAAAUGUUAUGUAUUGAAUAAAGAACUUUUGGGUUAA